AUGGUUACAAAACUAGUACAGAAAUUUUCUGACUUGGGAUUACUAGAGCAGGGUCAGACUAAGCGGGGUAUUCUGUUAACUAUGGUUGCCCAUUCACCCAUUGUAGAGCAGAUUAAAGAAGCUCAGGCUACUGAUAAGCAUCUGCAGUUUUUAUGUAGUAGAAUUAUCCCAGGACAGCAGAUAGGAUUCUCUUGCGAUGGAAAUGGAAUUCUGUAUUUCCAGGGGAGAUUGUGUGUUCCUAAAUCGCCGUCCGUGAAGGAAGACCUACUUCAGGAGGCACACUGGUAUAGAUUUACGAUUCAUCCUGGUGGUACACGCAUGUAUAGGGAUCUGAGACGUUCAUAUUGGUGGACUGGCAUGAAGAAAGACAUUGUGGAUUUCGUUGCACGACGCCUUGUAUAUCAGCAAGUGAAGGCUGAACAUCAGAGACCCGCUGGUUUGCUUCAGAAGAUUCAGAUACCGAAAUGA
This is a messenger RNA of Zingiber officinale, 468 nucleotides long. RefSeq lists its product as uncharacterized. Bases 1 to 468 code for a protein of 155 amino acids. NCBI's taxonomy places the organism in Eukaryota, Viridiplantae, Streptophyta, Magnoliopsida, Zingiberales, Zingiberaceae. The record is from RefSeq and is a predicted model, not a curated record. The transcript has a single exon.